Molecule: messenger RNA, 3821 nt
Organism: Theileria parva strain Muguga
Lineage: Eukaryota; Apicomplexa; Aconoidasida; Piroplasmida; Theileriidae
Exons: 1
Coding region: 1-3687 (1228 amino acids)
Source: RefSeq, a predicted model, not a curated record
AUGGGAUCUUCGGUUGAAGAUCUUACACUUGAAAACUCCUUGAAUGAAUUUAUCAAGGCGAAUUCAAAUGAUAAAUUUUUUGUGGAUGUUGAAAACCCUUCUUGUAAACUGGUUUCCGCCAGUCCUAAGGCCGAUUCACCUCAAAGUAACACAUCCCCUAAGGGAGCCAGAUUACGCAAGGAUAUCAGUGAAUUAUUAAAUGAAGUUUCACAGCUGUCAAAAAACUUAAAUGUUUCCGAGGUUUCAAGAUCUUUAGUGGCGGAUCUAACUCAAAAGCCAAGCUCACCUAGAUCAUCCGGCAGAUCUUCAAAUGGAGACUACAGUAAAAAUUUAGUUGAACACGCUCAAGCUGUGAUAGAAUACCAGCGUGAACGUAUAGACAUACUUGAAAACAUCAUAUCCAAGUUCAACUCAGCCAUGGACAAGGUGAACGAACUGCACAAAGAUGAGCUGGAAAGAUCCGAAAUUGAGAAUAAAAACAUCAGACUUCAGAUCCACAAAGUGGUCUCAGAUUACGACGCACUUAUUAAAAAGAAAGAUUCCGAAAUUCGUGAAAUUGAAGCCUUAAAGGAGAAGAAUCACAAAACCGACUCUGAGCUCCUUAAGAAGGAUGAGCAAAUAAAGGAAAUGUCAAAAAAGCUUGAAACCCUGCCUCAGGAAAUAGAAAGAGUAAAAAAUCAAAGGGAUGAGCUUCUAGACCAAGUUAGAGAAUUAAAAAAUGAGUUAAAUCCACCUUACAAAUCAUGGCAAAGGAGCAUAGAAGACUCACAAUCAGUCAAUGAACAUACUGGAUCUUCACCUUUUACCUUUGAAUACCAGACGGAAUUUGGCUUUAAUUACAGAGAAUCAACGUCUAAACCGUUUGCUCAUUUUUUAUGUGAUAUAAGGAAGCAGGAGACUGCCGCCAUGGGCAGGUGCCUAAUGCAGGUAGAAAAUGAUCUAACAAGUUAUAAAAGGUUACAUGAAGAGCAAAGAUCUGAGAUUAAUAGACUUAAUUAUCUUCUAAGUGUUAAGGCAAAAACUGAAGCGUUUGAUGAGAAUCCAUACUUCGGAUCCCACAAACAGCUUCUGUACAUGCGGAACUUAUUUGUGGAAAUGGUUAAAAAAUCUAAUGAACUUACGGAGAAAAUUACGCAAAAGAAGGAAGAAACUGUUGAGAGGGAAGACAGAUCAGUUCAGGCUGCGUUUAUGGUAAAAUCAUUUGGAGAGCAGAGGGAAAUGUACGACAAACUCCUUGCGGCAGUCAAGAACAAGAUCUCUGUGGAAUCUUCAGGGACUUGUUUCUACAGAUGUAAAUUAGAUUACUGUAAACUGUCAGAGGUGGAACAAAUGAAUUUGGAUUUAAAGUUUAAUAAAAUGUUCGCCGAGGUUGAAAACUCGAUGGUUCUUGUCCAUCAGCUGGAAGAUGACCAGAUCAUACACACGCAGACAAUUUCUAGAGAGAGUCUAAAAGCCGUUAGAAGUGACCCUAAAAACUUGCAAAUCAUGUUAAAAGACGAUCAUUAUCAUGUGUUCAGACUAGGUGACUUAGACUCUUACAAGAGGUUUAAGUAUGGUUUAAUGUACGCAGGUUUCCUCCUAGAUGAGACUAAACUGUCAAUUUUCUCAAAGAUUGACCUGUCUGAUCAGAACACUUUGGAAAAUCUACCCAAGGAUAUGGUCCCGGUACUAUUUUCAAAGGUCGUAUCUCUGGGCACUCAGAACCCCAAUUACAUCCAAAGUCCACCAAAUUAUUCAUCAAAUUACCCACCAAAUUGUUCACCAAAUUAUUCACCAACUUACUCACCAAAUUACCCACCGACUUACUCGCCAAAUUACUCACCAAAUUACUCACCAAAUUACUCGCCAAAUAGCCUUGAGCAAAGAUAUUAUCAGUCGAGUUUAGACUUUCUUGUCAAUAACAUGUUUGACAGUGUGAGUAUUUUAUCAGAUUUCAGUGAAAAACUGGCAUACUAUGACAUGUCUUGCAAUGUGCUAGUCUUGUACGGGCCUAACUUGGCCAACAAUCCCAAACUAAUCCAUCCCAAAAACACUUACAAAUUCCUGGUCAAAAACGAUUUAGACAAUUCAUCUGGCUUAAAUCAAGCUCAAUCUAUAGAUGAAUUUAUUGAGGAAUAUAAAGUACCAACGGCAACAUUCCCAAAUGGAGAACAUGUGAUACAUUACUUUAACCCUCAGCUUAACAAUUAUUCCCUAGUAUCAGUUAAACAAAGGAGUGAACUACUUGGACCAAUUCACAGCGGAUAUCAAAAUUCUGAACCUCUUGCUGUUUUAAAUAGUUCUAAUGUUCCAGGUACUUCUCCAACCCCCGUUAACAGAAGUUUCAUGAACAUGAAUAAUCCAGACUUUGAAGUGUAUUUUAUACUCCCACUAAGUCCAAAAUAUAACGACACACUCACUAAGCUAAUGAACAGAAUAGAAUUCCUAAGGCUGAAAUCAACAUUUAGUAAGCUUGGUGAGCAUAAAAUAGAAAUCAAGGAGAAAAAGAAGUUUUACAAGUUUACAGACGGCGUUUUGGAGAUGAAGAUGGGACCGAGCUCGGACGGACCAGUGAGAAUUCCUUGUUCUGACGGCCAAUAUGAAUUUGACGAUGUGAAGUCGGAGGUGACUUUACUUUCCAAUUCAGACUCGGGAUGCAUGGAGUCAUUUAAAUUUAACAUUCCCGACUUCGCAAUGUAUAAAGAAUUCGUUUCCGAGCUUAAGAAGAAUGGUCUAACGCCUUUAAAUCCAGGUGCUGAAGUCGGAAGAGGGCAAUUCUGCCUAGUCACCAGAGGCCUAAUUACGAUAUUUAAUAAGAAUAUUUCACCAGAUCCAAUCCUCGUCUUCAACGUCAAAGACACCAAAGUUGAAGUUGAGGACAAGCCUAGAAAUAUAAAAAUUGUUAACUACGAGACUGGGACUUGUGUUGACAUGAAGUGUCUGAAGAAGGGAGUGUACCCUAGGUGGAUUUUCGCCUUAAAAUUUGCUGGAUUCCUCGAGGAUGGGCAAAGCUCUGAUGAAGAUACUACACUGAACGAGUUUUUAUUCGAGAUUCAUAUUUUCGACUACGAUUCCAAGGGUGAGAAGGCUUUUAAAUUUGAAAAUGACACCAUUAAACUCUAUGCCAGUCCUCACAGCCAGUCACAGGAAUCUAAACCUUUACGUCCACUGUAUGUCUGGAAUAGGGAAAAUAUUAACAUUGAGCCCAGGGCCAAAAACUCCAGUGUCAGAAUCUACGUGAACAAAGGGAAGAAAACCCAGGAAUUUUUCGAAAUUCGGUUCAUUCCACCGGCUUACGAUGAUUUCAUGAGUGAACUCAAGAAGAAUAAUUAUAAAAUUGACCAUCCAGAUAAGCUAAAGAGUACAAAUCACCAGUACGUUGUUAGUCUUAAGGAGGUUAUACAACUACGCCAGUCAAUGGAUAGUCCCAACAUCAUGUUAAAGAUACAAAAACAGUUUUACGAAUGUUCUGUUGAUAUCGACGGCAUGAAGGUAAACUUUAGUCCAACUGUGAAUUACAAAACGCCUAUUGAACUUCCCUUUAAAAAGCAGGACACAUUCCUUAAAUUCUUACUUGCUCUUAAGAUUUCAACGUUUUUACCCUUCACAAAGAGAGGCACAGACAUACCAAUCAACUUCUUACCUGAAAUCACAUACUGUUUCGCCUGCCCAGAGGCCAGGAGAUUAUUCAAAAACUGCAGACAAUAAAUUUUAACUUUUCAACACAUUUUAAUUUCAUUAUAUAUAGUAUUUAUGGAUUAGGUGUGUCAAUUGUGGAGAUUGGGAAUAAACAAUAAAAUAAAAUAAAAUAAAAAGUUGAUGAGUGAAAAUUUGAAUUUUUA